GGGAGAUCGAGGUUGGAUGUAUCAUCGUUUAGAUGAUAAUGGCUGUUAUACUGAUGAAUUCAAAAUUGGUGUGGAGUCAUUCCUGGAUUAUGCAUUUUUCCAGUCCAAUUUAGAGUUAUGUAGUAGAAAUCGGAUUAAGUGUCCCUGCAGUAAAUGUAUGAACCAAGAAUGGCAUCGUCGUGCCACAGUGCACUGUCAUUUGACAAAAAAGGGUUUUAUGAACAAGUAUAUAGUUUGGCUUGCACACGGAGAGCAGCCAAUGCAAAGGCGACAACGUCAUCAGUGGGGGGAAUCCUCUAGUGCAGUUCCCUUUGUGAUGGAAGAACAAGGUAAUGAUCCAAUUAGAGAUAUGGUUAUGGAUGCAAAUCUACAUGGUAUAGAAUAUAAUAUGAAUGAACAAGCCAAUGCGGAGCCAAUCUUUGAGGAGGCAAUGGGUGAUGCAAAGGAAUUUUUUGAUCUUUUACAAGCUGCUAACACACCACUUUAUGAUGGAUGUGAUGAUGGUGAUACAGUACUAAAAUGGAUGUCUCAUUUUAUAAAUGCAAAAACACUUUACAAUAUGAGUGUCGCUAAUUGGGAUAAUAUGUUAAAGUGUACUAGGAGAUGGAUGAAGCUAGAGGAUCGGGAUAGAAUUCCAAAAGAUUUUUACAGUUCUAAAAAGAUGAUGAGGCAUUUCUCUCUGGGUUAUAAGAAGUAUGAUGUGUCUGUGAAUAACUGCUUCUUGUAUUAUGGUGAAUUUGAAAACAAAAACUACAUCGCAUGUCCAAUAUGUGGUGAACCUCGGUAUAAACAGGGACAUGUGCAACAAAAUCAACAUAUACCAAGGAAGUCAUUGUGGUAUAUCCCUAUUACACCUAGACUCAAAAGGUUGUACAUGUGUAGAAAAAUUGUUGAACACAUGAUAUGGCACUUGAAUUGUCGUGGUGUAUCUGAAAAGAUUGUGCAUCCUACCGGUGCUAAAGCAUGGAAACACUUUGAUCACACCUACCCCGACUUUGCAUCAGAUCCAAGGAAUGUAAGGCUUGGAUUGUGCACAAAUGGGUUCACUCUAUUUGGACAUACAUCAGCCCCGUAUUCAUGUUGGCCUGUAUUUUUUACUGUCUACAACUUACCUCCAUCAAUGUGUAUGAAACCGAAGUCCAUCUUUCUUUCUCUGAUAAUACAAGGUCCUCAAAGUCCUAGAAAAAACAUUGAUGUUAUGCUACGGCCACUGAUUGAUGAAUUAAAGGAACUUUGGUAUAACGGGGUGAAGACAUAUUAUAGUUUUAGGCAUGAACAUUUUAUUAUGAGAGCAUCACUUAUGUGGACAAUUACUGACUUCCCUAGAUAUGGUAUGUUAUCUGGAUGGAGCACACAUGGUACAUUAUCAUAUCCGUAUUGUCAAGAAAAUUCUAAGGCAUUACACCUUCCAAAUGGUCGAAAGAUAUCAUUUUUUGAUUGUCACCGACAGUUUUUACCUCCCGAUCAUCCAUUCAAGAGAAAUAGGAAUGAUUUUCAAAAAGGCCAUGUAGAGAAUCGUGCUCCACCAGAGAGAUUGUCGGGUGAUGAUAUGCAUCGACAAAUUCAACAACUGCCCGACAUACUAUUUGGGAAACCAUCACAAAGGCAAGUGAUCAAAGAUUUUGGUCAUUGGCAUAACUGGGGCUUUAAUGCGGGUAGAAAACCGAAUGCCACUUAUGUCUUGAACAGGGAGCAAAGAAAAUCUAUGUGUCAAUGGCUACAGAAUCUUAGAUUUCCUGAUGGUUUUGCAUCCAACAUCUCUCGGUGUGUGAAUAUGCAAGAGGCGAAAGUUAGUGGGAUGAAGAGUCAUGAUUGUCACAUAUUCAUGCAAAGUCUCCUUCCAAUUGCAUUCCAUGAUUUUCUACCAAAGCAAGUUUGGGAAGCACUUAUUGAGAUUAGUGAGUUUUUUAGAGCCUUAUGUUCUCCAACCAUUCGGGUUACAGAUAUGGAGAUUUGGCAAGGCAAGAUUCUGCUGUUCUGUGUGAAAAUCCUGCUGUUUUGCCAAAGAUUUCACUGUUCACGCGUACCAGUUACUGUUCACGCAGAAAAUUCUGCAAUUUUGCUACUGUUUUCUGCUCCUUUUCAGUCCGUUUCUGCUCUGAAAAAAUCUGAUGAAAUAUCCAUUUUUCUGGUCUUUUAGCUGGCUGUAGUUGAAUUCUAAAAAUAUCAGUUACUGUUCACGGGUGUUCACGGGUACUGUUCAUAGUCACUGUUCACACACCGAGGGUUAAUGAUUAACGGGGAUUUAAAGGUUUGGUUUGUGAUAUAAGAAUGAAUUUGGAGAUGUCUGGUUAUGUGGAGAUUGAUAGAAAUAGCACGGUGAUUAGGGGUAGUGUUAAUGAUGAUUUCAUUGUGAAUUUGUGAUAGUUCGGUAUUAAUUCUGAGGUGUUUUGAUUAGGUUCCCGAUUGUUCUGUCAGUUAGCACUGAGAUUGAGUGCUCGGUUUUAUGCAAGUGAGGUAAGUAAAUCAUGGUAAAGCCCUUCGAUUUUAAAGCAUGUUUUAAACUGUUUUUGAGAUGGUGGCAAGGUUUAAAUUGAUUUUAAAUUGAUUUUAUCAGCAUCUGAAUGUGAUUAAACGGAAAUGAGAGUUUUGAUGGACUGAAAUGAGAAUUUCCUGGUUUUUCUAGAAAUGAGUAUGAUUGAUUUGAAAUAAGAUUAUUAGUCUUUUUGUAUCGAUUUGAGCAUGCCUACUUGAAGUUCAUGUGAUGGUCCUGACGAUUUGAAAGUUAUUUGUAAAGAAUGAUUUUCUGUUAACUUCUGCCUGUUUUGUCUCCGAUGUGGUUAUGAUUAUUGAUGAUCCUGCUAGUGGGGGUGAAACGCUAGCACAUGUCGGCGCAUGUCGAUAUGUUACUGAUGAUCCUGCUAGUGGGGGUUAAACGCUAGCACAUGUCGGCCCAUGUCGAUAUGUUACUGAUGAUCCUACUAGUGGGGGUUAAACACUAGUAAUUCCUGUAGCCUGCCAGUGGGAGGUUUAAACACUGGCCGUGACCCAUAGAGGAGACGUCUAUUUCGUGCUCGUACUGUAUCUGUUUUCGUGAUUACACUUGUUGGCAUGCUAUGAGUUUAAUUGACGGUUUUGUCAUUGAACGUUUUGCUAUUGAACCGAACUUGAUUUCCGCAUUAACGGUUUAUUAGUGAAAG
Messenger RNA from Rubroshorea leprosula, 3140 nucleotides. The record is from the annotation of a GenBank genome assembly. Lineage: Eukaryota; Viridiplantae; Streptophyta; Magnoliopsida; Malvales; Dipterocarpaceae.